AACCAAAAAUAUAUAAAUAAUAUAAAAAUUUAAAACAAAAAUAAAAAACGCAAAGAAAAGACUCGGCUUAUUCAUUCUCUUACAAGAUCUGGUCGCAUUUAGCUUCCUCGAUCAAUUUGAGUCCUGAGUUCAACGUCCAAGACUCAUUUCAAGGAUUUUUGAAACUUAAAUUGAAUGGAGGGAGUUGGAGGCGAUGGUGCCUCAGUGGCAUCACCUGUUUCGCAAUGGGGACAUGAUGUUUGGAGGAUGUUUCAGUAUUACCUGGAUAAGACUACCCCACAUAUGACCUAUAGGUGGAUUGGAACUCUUGUUGUUGUGGCAAUCUACUGUCUGCGGGUUUAUUAUGUGCAAGGUUUUUACAUCAUUUCCUAUGGUCUUGGGAUCUAUCUUCUGAAUCUGCUAAUCGGGUUUUUGUCACCUCUGGUUGAUCCUGAGCUUGAAGUUUCUGAUGGGCCUUUAUUGCCGACAAAGGGUUCAGAUGAAUUCAAGCCUUUCAUCCGCCGACUCCCAGAGUUUAAAUUCUGGUACUCCAUGACCAAGGCUUUCUGCAUAGCAUUUGUGAUGACAUUCUUUUCUGUAUUUGAUGUUCCCGUCUUUUGGCCUAUAUUGCUUUGUUACUGGAUUGUUCUGUUUGUUCUUACAAUGAGGCGCCAAAUUGCACACAUGAUAAAAUACAAAUACAUCCCAUUCAACAUUGGAAAGCAGAAAUACGGUGGUAAGAAACCUUCAACAAGUGGUGGUAGCCUCCGUGGUGACUGAAGCAAGGCUGAUUCAUAUAUAGAAUAGAAAGGACCAGAUGGGGAAAAAAAAGUAGGUUAUGGAAAAUUGGUGAUAAUUGAAUUUUGUUUUUUUCCUUUCAAGGGACAUUCAUUUGGUUCUUAUGUAAACUUUUAAAGUUCAGUUGUGCCUGAGGAGUGCCGAUGUUGCAGAAGUGAAACUUUAAUGUUUAUACACACGUUAUCCAAGAUUCGAUUUAGAUUUCAAGAUUGUUGGCAAUGUAAUUUGCACGACCCAGUUUCAUGAAACAUUUAGUGGGAAAAUUUUCAUGUGCUAGUUUUGUUCAA
This is a messenger RNA of Pistacia vera, 1064 nucleotides long. RefSeq names its product protein RER1A-like. The transcript is spliced from 4 exons. Lineage: Eukaryota; Viridiplantae; Streptophyta; Magnoliopsida; Sapindales; Anacardiaceae. Bases 175 to 759 code for a protein of 194 amino acids. Gene Ontology annotation, biological process: protein retention in ER lumen; retrograde vesicle-mediated transport, Golgi to endoplasmic reticulum. The record is from RefSeq and is a predicted model, not a curated record. Gene Ontology annotation, cellular component: Golgi membrane.